Linderina pennispora is the source of this 1847-nucleotide messenger RNA. RefSeq lists its product as uncharacterized. The transcript has a single exon. The coding region runs from base 207 to 1679 and encodes 490 amino acids. The record is from RefSeq and is a predicted model, not a curated record. NCBI's taxonomy places the organism in Eukaryota, Fungi, Kickxellomycota, Kickxellomycetes, Kickxellales, Kickxellaceae.
ACCAGGGCACGGUUCCAAAUGGUGCCCGUCGCGGAGGACAGCCGCUUGGCGGCAGCUUCCCGCUGAACCAGUACCAGAACUUCAACAACUGGCAGACCCAAUAAGUUUCUUAGUUAUCUAAUACCAUUUAUUUCUAGCUGCAGCCUCAAGGGAACAGGAAGCUGGCUGCCACGUCCGGGUUGCCGCUGGCUGCGUCCAGGGCGCUGAUGGCCUGCUCGCGAGUCACGCCAAACGACAUGAUCGCCUGGACCGUCUCCUCCGGGUACUUGGCCUGGCCAGCCCCUGGUUGGGCCGCUGGCUGGACUGCCGGUGCCGCAGCCAUGCCACCUGGCGGCACAGCCGGAGCGCCUGUCUGCUCGGGCUGCUCGGCGUCGUCUAUCAUCUUGGGCAGCUCGUGCUCGGGCCGGAAGCCAAUGCUCUCAUCGCCAAUCACCAGCGCGUUGUGCUUCAGGUCAAUGCACGCCUGGUGGCGCUUGAGCAUGUCCAGGCCGAACAGUAGAUCCACAUGCUUCCCCUCCAUAACCGUAAACGAGCACAGCAGCAUCUGCCCACCCACCUUCAUCUGCGCGUUAUGCACACGGCCCAGGAUCCUGGCCUGCCCGACACCGCGCGCAAUGCCUGCGAACCGCGUGUCCAGCAGCCGCAUGAUUCCGCAGCGCUCUGCGCAGUCCGGGCUCAUAAUCGUGGCUUGGGCACCCGAGUCGACAAACGCCUUGACGGGCGUCCCGUUGACCUCCACGUUGAUGUACAGCAUCGUCACCUGCGCAAACGACUCGGGGUUGUGCUCCAUCGCAAUCUCCAUAUUGCGUGCCACGUUCUCCUGCCGGAUCGCCUCCUCAAUGCGUCGCUGCGCCUCCACAUUGAACGGGUCCGCGUUCAGCUCCUCGAUUUCUUGCUGCCGCUGCUGCUCCGCCUGCUGCCGCUGCGCCUCGAGCUGCCCCACGAGCCGCGCAAACUCUGCUGGGUUCGACCGAGCCGCCCGUUCCGAUUUCCGGCUGUCCCUGCGACAGCUGCUGCAGGAGCACCGGGUCGUUCAGAAGCCGCUGCCGCAGGGACUCCAUCUGCGGGCUGGUUCCCGCCGCUGGCCCUGCGACUGGUGCUGGUGUUGGCGCCUGCUGCUUGGUGCUGUCAAACAGGUACACCAUGUCGUCGUUCUGCAGUCCAAGGUUCUUGAGCGAUGCCUUUGCGUUCGUCAGCGCUUGCCCGUUAUGCAGAAUCGUCUGGUUCUGCACUGGGAUGUCUGCCUACGUAAUACCCUGGUUAGUGACGUGUACCUUGCUGCACCUGCCCCUGCUGCCUGCCUGCCUGCUGCCUGCAUACUUGCCUCCAUCUCAAGCAGUGCCCUCAGGUUCUCGAGCUCCAUGGAGUCGUCGACUUCGAUGUUGAACGUCGUCGACGGGUGCACUGUAAUUGUCAGGCGCAUUUGCAAAAAGUGUGGAGGAAUAAAAAUAAAACAGAAAGCCUGGGAGAGAAGAAAAUGUGGCUCCGGUGAGGGGUUGCCUGUUCCUCAGAAGCUUGUCUGCCGCCCACCUGAUCCGCACUUUAUUAUUUGGCCACCCGGGCACUGUCUCCACCGUCGGCUCUCCUGCCUGAGGUUCCUCUGUCCUGUGUCACGCUGGACCACUCCUCCGAAAGAUGCGCAAUUUCGUCUCCAGCCGAGUGGGCGAACCUCGUACUGACUGAAGCCUGGCCCACUGAUUUUUGGAGUAGGGGUGGUCGGGCCACCUGCCGCACAACCAUCUCCAUAAGCCGGCCUGCCUCUCACAAUCGCCGACCGCAUAAAAACCGCGUCCACGCGCCGCCAGCAAAUCUCCUCCUUAGUUUAAAACAAAAAAUUUAUUCCGAUU